UGCUGCAAACGCCCAAGUAAUGCAUUUUGAGGCGUCAGUUGCCGCUCUGGGAGCUGCCGUUUCGGACGUCUCGGAGUGCUACUAACUAAUCAUCAUGCCGGUGUUGUCGACGCCUCUCCCCGCGGAUCUGUUGAACGCGGAGCCUACGCUGGGCACCGCUGCGCCUUGGCGCCUAUCUAUCGCCUUCAUGAAUAUGCCUCCUCCACAGGAACCCAUCGAUCUCACUCUGGAGGUGAGACAGCUGGUGCAGGAGUUGUUCCGCGACGCGAACUGCGUCACUCGCCCGGAGCGCGCUAUGAUCGUCAAGUUCAUCACCGGCAAUAGGCACAAUCCAUGCCCUGCUUACGGUCACCUGGCGUCGAUUAAGUUGUCAUCACACCUUCGUAAUUACACACAAUUUGACAACACUAACAUCCAGCUGUUCGAAGAGGAGCACUUCGAGAUGAACUUCCUCACAGGACAAUGGAGACGCGUCAAGAAACAUCGCCGUGUGGAGUAGGCACUUGAACGUCAUGUCCCUAACUUAACUUCACCUUACCCCAACUUUUCAUCCUAUUCCAAACCCACUUCAAUGACGUUUAAUAUAUAUAUUAUUCA
Molecule: messenger RNA, 597 nt
Organism: Papilio machaon (common yellow swallowtail)
Lineage: Eukaryota; Metazoa; Arthropoda; Insecta; Lepidoptera; Papilionidae
Product: negative elongation factor A-like
Exons: 4
Coding region: 95-499 (134 amino acids)
Source: RefSeq, a predicted model, not a curated record